Molecule: messenger RNA, 900 nt
Organism: Peronospora matthiolae
Lineage: Eukaryota; Oomycota; Peronosporomycetes; Peronosporales; Peronosporaceae
Source: the annotation of a GenBank genome assembly
AUGUCGUCCGUCUUCUCGUCGCCUCGCAGCGCCGUACCACGCGGCGGUCGCGCCCGUCUUUUCCCGCCCCGUGCCAUGCCCGGCGCGUACAACUCAUUAAUGCACACCCGCAGCAAGCACGAGCCAGGCGUGCCGUACUUCCACGCACCGUCGUCGGCACUGCGCAUGGCGCCGUCGUCGUCAUCGCCCUCGGCCUAUGGGCUGACGACGACCCCGACCCCUCAAGCCACCAUUUCCACCAAUCCCAGUAGCGCCUCGAUCCUCACGCCGUCCAACAGCAGCCAUGGCAGCAAUAGUAGUGGUGCCAAACGGUCGCGAGAAGAUCUGAAUCAGAAGGAGAAGCAGCGGAUGCUUAAGUUGAAUGACCGCAUCAGUCAACUCAAGAAGCUGCUGGACGAUGCCGGAGUGCAGACAAAGAAGAACAAACAGUCGAUUCUCGAUAACACGUCGCAGUACAUUGAGACGCUGCGUGGCGACCUCGCAAUUGCGCAGCAAAAGGCCGACCAGGCGGAGAAACAGACGGAGACGUUGCGGCAGACGCAGAAAAGGGGCAAGACCGAUCACGUGAUCUCGGACACGUUCCAGAAGACCACGACGCCGCGCGUGGUGCUUGAUAUGGACAUGAAGACGGUCGUGUUCAACACGGCGUUCGUGAACUUUACGGGGCUGUCGGAACUCGCACUGAAGCGGAAAAAGACGCUCCGACCGUUCUUGUGUACGGAUACGGCCACGUUUGAGCGUAUGAUGAAGAACGUACGGGAGACGAGGCAGUCGACAAGUGCUGUGGUGAGGACUGCUGUUGGUUCGCACGUGGUGCUGGUCGCUGCUGUCGUGACGGACGACGACGGGAACGUUCCGAACGUAGAGUUUUGUUUAAUUCCGAUUGAAAUGGAAGAGUAG